AUGUUGGGCCAUGCCUACAGGAUAACUUGUGGUAAAUUAAAAGACAGACAGAGCAGUGAAGUCUUGGUGCAUAAAAAUGACCUUCAAAGUGAGGGAUUAAAGAGAACUGAGAGCCGGAGCAGAACAGCCAGUGGCCGGGAGCCCCGCUGGUCUCACCGGGGACCUCUCCCUCCAGGAGACCCAAGCGGUGAGAACUCCUUGGACAAUACUGCCAAUGACAGUCUCCCGAUGCUUCCCUUCCUAGAAGGAGGGGACACCAGGAAACAGGAUGGUGUGUUACCAGCUGUAGAAGACACCCAUGUCAUCCAAAAUGGAGACUCCGGAGUAUCUUCUAAUACAGAAAGUCUUACCUUGGAUGUACAAGACCACAUCAUACAGAUACCAGCUCCGGAUUACCCUCAACUUUGGGGCUCAGCUGUAGACAGUAGUGAUCAUGAAGAAAAGGAUUGUCUUUUCCAGAACCACGCAGAAAAUGAGCAUCUGGAUGACAUUGUCCUUCAUGGCAUGGAUCCGUCUACUAGGGAGAGGUGGGAUUCGUUGAGCGAGGGCAUGGCAACACAAGUUCUAAGUGGCUCCUUUGAAGAGGAGGACGUUGCUCAUGCUGUGCCUGUGGUUGAUGCUAAAAGUGGACAGGAGGGUGUCCAUGGCUGCAGUGGGGAUGGGAAUGGAGAGAUGGUGGAGGAGGAUGCAGCAGUGGCGGAAGCGCUUGCUGCUCUAGAAGCUGCUACUGCAGGAGAAGAUACUGAUGAGGUAUAUUAG
This is a messenger RNA of Elephantulus edwardii (Cape elephant shrew), 759 nucleotides long. RefSeq lists its product as uncharacterized. Bases 1 to 759 code for a protein of 252 amino acids. The record is from RefSeq and is a predicted model, not a curated record. The transcript has 3 exons. NCBI's taxonomy places the organism in Eukaryota, Metazoa, Chordata, Mammalia, Macroscelidea, Macroscelididae.